Cuscuta europaea is the source of this 874-nucleotide messenger RNA. NCBI's taxonomy places the organism in Eukaryota, Viridiplantae, Streptophyta, Magnoliopsida, Solanales, Convolvulaceae. The record is from the annotation of a GenBank genome assembly.
CUCCGUAGUUUCUAACUAUAAAUCAUUAUGGAAUAGUUUUUAUUUAAACCAAAUAUAGUUAACCCAUUUGUGAGUGGUCGAUAUAUCCUAACAAAAAUCUAAGCCCCUUCCAUUUAAACGGGCCGGGAAUAAAAUAGCCCAUUAUUUGUGACUAUGUCAUGCCCAUAAAAUACAUCAUGUAUAAUUAAAACAUAGAAGUCCUUUCCAGAAGGAAAACCCCUUGACUGCUUUCCAGCAAACCAAUCGGUCAACAUGGCUCUUCAACAAACUACACAAAUAUUUCACCCAAAACACAUAUUCAAAUGCCGGUCGUUCUAAAGGCAGCCAAGCAUAUUCAGCUCUUUCCCUACUGAUUUUUCGCCAACUUAUUCAGCCGCCAGUCAUGAAUCCACCGUGUCCGCCUUCGUUGCUCUAAAAACGGUUGAGAACACGUGUGUCAGCCGAAGUGACUAAUCAAGAAGUAUGCAGUCCAACUUACAAGCAUGGGCAAAGCUAAAAAUCAAAUGCAACUUGGGAAUGCAAUUUAAAAGUUCCACGCAUAAAUUAAAUGAGCCUACUGUGGAGACACUGUGCAACCCACUAUGGAACAAAUUUGACAACAUUAUGGACAUAGCAAUAUCAUUCAUUUGUCAUUUAGAUAUUAAAAGAUAUGUAGAUAUUUGUUACUUCGUAUUUUUUCAAGUGGAGACAGUAUUCAUACGUAAUAUGAAUACGGAUAUUGAUGUUGAUGUUUUUGAGCGGCAAAACAAUGAGCCCAAAACAUUUUGCUUUUAGAUAUUAAUAUUUGUAGAUUCCACAAUUAUCCACAAAAGCAGAGUUAUAGAUUCUGCUACUGCCUAAUAGUAGCUUUACCCUUGUAUAGGGUCCUAUUUUC